Phalaenopsis equestris is the source of this 1456-nucleotide messenger RNA. Its product is annotated as type IV inositol polyphosphate 5-phosphatase 9-like. The coding region runs from base 167 to 1435 and encodes 422 amino acids. Gene Ontology annotation, biological process: phosphatidylinositol dephosphorylation. The transcript has 8 exons. NCBI's taxonomy places the organism in Eukaryota, Viridiplantae, Streptophyta, Magnoliopsida, Asparagales, Orchidaceae. Gene Ontology annotation, molecular function: phosphatidylinositol-3,4,5-trisphosphate 5-phosphatase activity; inositol-polyphosphate 5-phosphatase activity; phosphatidylinositol-4,5-bisphosphate 5-phosphatase activity. The record is from RefSeq and is a predicted model, not a curated record.
UGUGCCUCUGCUCCCACGCAAGAAACCGAUAAGCAGAAAUAGUACGACAAACAUGAAAUUUACUCGGCUUUAAUUAAUAAACUAGCCUCCAUUAUAUAUGUAGUACUCUUGCAAUGCACAAGCUCCUCUUAACCCACCAGUCCGGCCGCCACCAAAACUAAAAUACAUGACGGAAAGCCAAUUCAAAGGAGAGAUCAUGUGGCCAAGAUUGGUGGCCAAUAAGCUGCUUCGAAGGCCAUUGUUCAGCAACUCCUUUGUUGGCGACUUCCCUAGCCCAAGUGAUCCGCUAAGUUUGAGUCCGGACGAAUUGAUCAGCUCCAAAAUUGGAUUUGCUGAAGAAAAGCAAACUCACAAGUUCAGAUUAUUUGCGAGCACAUGGAACGUUGGUGGCAUCCCUCCAAGCGAUGAUCUUAACUUGGAGGAUUGGCUGGACACAAAGAACAAUUCCUACGACAUCUACGUUAUUGGAUUUCAGGAGGUGGUUCCUCUAAGCGCCAGGAACAUAUUAGGGUCAGAGAAAAGCAGGAUUUCGAUGAAGUGGAGCUCAUUAAUCAGAAAAACACUGAACAGGAUAUCCGUGUCAAAGUCAAAGGAAGGCAAAGGUGCUAAUACGUUUGGCUGUAUUAUAAGCAAACAGAUGGUGGGGAUAUUGGUUUCUGUAUGGCUCAGAAAAUGGCUUCUGCCAUUCAUUCAUCAUCCAAGCGUCUCCUGCGUAGGCUGCGGAAUCAUGGGCUGCCUCGGGAAUAAGGGGUCAGUUUCGGUUAGGUUCUUACUGCAUGAAACAAGCUUCUGCGUGGUGUGCUGCCAUUUGGCUUCGGGAGAAAGACAGGGGGAUGGGAUGCAUAGGAGUUCGAACGCCAUGGAGAUAUUCUCCAGAACUAUAUUCCCCUCAGGGCCGGCUCUUCAUUUGCCAAGAAAGAUAAAUGACCAUCAGCGAGUAAUUUUGCUUGGUGACUUGAACUAUAGAAUCUCCAUGCCCGAGGACGAGACGCGGCACUUGGUAUUGCAGAAGGAAUGGAACGUUUUGUUGGAGAAUGAUCAGUUGAAAGUUGAGAUAGAGGAUGGAGCAUUCAAAGGCUGGCGUGAAGGAGCCAUCAACUUCUCCCCCACAUACAAAUAUCACUCCAAUUCUGAUGAAUAUUAUGGGAGUCUCCAAGGCAUAAAAUGCAAGAAAAAACGAGCACCCGCAUGGUGCGACCGCAUACUUUGGCAUGGUAGGGGAUUAAAUGAGACUAGAUAUGAUAGAUGUGAAUCCAAGCACUCCGACCACAGACCCGUGCGUGCAACCUUCAGUGUGGAGGUGGAUGUCUUAAUUAAUUCUAAUCCCACUCAUGAGAGCUUCUUCUUGUCCGGUAGAAGCCAUCGAAUUCCAUACGAGUUGAAGGAUUUGUUAUUAGAUGGUGAUGAUGGUGAUUAUGAUCGUGAUAUUAAUUAAUCAUGAGCAUUUUGUUAAUCA